AUGGUGGGUCUGGUGUGGCCAGCCCUCCUCCCGGUGUCUGCGCAUCCUGAGAGCUUCAGUGUAAAGGAGUAUCGGGGGGAGCCGGGCUGUCGGAGACAGGAGAAAAGGCACCGUCUCCCUUAUGGCCGCGUAGCGCAGACUCACCGCAUCUGGGACUGAGAUCUACCGAAACCUGAAUUGACCCAGAUCUGUUAACGGGCAUCGAGAUGGCAAGGUGGUCUUCAAGGUGGAGGACCAAACGCCAACUUUCGGAGUCCUCUUUGGCCGUCUUCAUCACUUUAACUUUGGUCUUAAAUGCAGCGGAGGCGGAGCCCGUUGACGUGCUGAAUGCAUUAGAGUUUGACAGCGGCCGCGAGGGAGUCCACAAGGUGAUGGGGUUCUGUGCCCACCGGAGGGCAUCGGCGCCGGACACAGCCUAUAGGGUGGAGAAGUCGGCGCAGAUGAGCGCCCCCACGAGGCAGCUCUUCCCAGGGGGAGUUUUCCCAGAAGAUUUCUCCAUCCUCACCACUGUCAGGCCCAAGGCUCGGACUCAGGCCUUCCUGCUAUCAGUGUACAGUGAGCAGGGUGUACAGCAGCUGGGGUUGGAGGUUGGCCGUGCACCCAUCUUCCUGUACGAGGACCAGCACGGCAGCCCCCGGCCCGAGGACUACCCCCUGUUCCGUAGUGUGAACCUCGCCGAUGGAAAGUGGCAUCGGGUGGCUAUCAGCGUCCACCGGAAAGAGGUGAGCAUCACUGUGGACUGUAAGAAGAAGAUCACCAAGACCCUCAACAGGACUGACAAUGCGGUCAUCAGCACGGACGGCAUCACUGUCUUCGGUACCAGGCUUCUCGACGAGGACGUCUUUGAGGGCGACAUUCAGCAGCUGCUGAUUGUGGAUGAUCCUAGGGCAGCUGAUGAGUACUGUGUCCACUACAGUCCUGACUGCGACACCCCCCACCGGGACCGCCCCCAGGCCCAGGAGCCCGAGGAUGAGCACCCCACUGAUGAUUCGCUGUACAAUGAGUUCUAUGACUACAGUGAUGGGGGGGGCAUUGAGACAGCAGCUGCGCCAACAGGAGAGGCUUAUUCUAACCAUGAGGUGAACAAUGUCGAUAGUGAAUAUUAUACCGAGGGCGACAUUGACUACGGAACGACAGACAGCUACCAGCCUCAGUCUGCUGUCGACCCCCCCGGACCAAACGAGGCUAAGGCUGCUGAAGAGGACUUUCUUGAUGGUCUUACUGAAGUGGAGCAGGUGGGUCUGGAGCCCACUGCCGCGGCUGGGACAGUGGAGACGCUGGACCAAGGAGAACCGGAACGGGACAGAGCAGAGCACACGUACGACUUUAAGGAGUAUGACCUGAAGGAGUAUGAUGGCGGGGAGUUUGAUAAUAAGCAGUAUGAAUUCGGGCCGUAUGAGGAGUUUGGGAUUAGCGAGGCCAAACCCACCGCACCUGUGUAUGACGACGAGUUUGGCCCCGGCGUUCCAGCCGAGAUCGACGUCACGGAGACCAAGGUUGGAGGGGAGGAAAGAUAUUUCGGAGAAAAGGGCGAGAAAGGGGAACCGGCCGUCGUUGAGCCCGGAAUGCUCAUUGAAGGCCCCCCAGGACCAGCAGGCCCCGCAGGUCUUCCAGGCUCUCCUGGUCCACAGGGUCCUCCUGGCCCAGCUGGUGACCAUGGUGACAGGGGUCCCCCUGGGCGAGCUGGGCUCCCUGGAUCAGACGGUGUACCAGGGCCACCAGGAACCAUCCUGAUGCUCCCGUUCCGCUUCGGAGGGGACAUCGAUAAGGGCCCUGCGGUGUCUGCCCAGGAGGCCCAGGCACAAGCCAUCCUGUCCCAAGCCAGGAUGGCCAUGAGGGGUUCCCCUGGUCCGAUGGGUCUCACAGGAAGAUCUGGGCCUGUGGGCCUCCCGGGAGUGCCGGGCCUUAAAGGUGAAUCUGGAGAUCCGGGAAUGCAGGGUCCACGGGGAAUCCAAGGUCCAGCGGGUCAAGUUGGCAAACCUGGGAAAAGGGGGCGCUCAGGAGCCGACGGGGCCAGAGGAAUGCCUGGAGAAUCUGGGUCCAAGGGGGAGAGGGGCUUUGACGGGCUUCCGGGCCUCCCUGGGGAGAAGGGACACAGGGGUGAGACAGGCACGCAGGGUCCCCCCGGACCCUCUGGAGAGGACGGACAGAGGGGAGAAGAUGGAGAGAUCGGCCCCCGAGGUCCAGCGGGAGAAAGCGGUCCAAGAGGAUUGCUCGGUCCAAAAGGACCUUCCGGCCCUCCUGGACAGCCUGGUGUGGCUGGGGUGGAUGGUCCUCCUGGUCCCAAAGGGAAUAUGGGACCUCAAGGAGAGCCUGGUCCUCCAGGUCAGCAGGGGAUCGCCGGCACCCAGGGUCUCCCUGGGCCUCAGGGUCCUAUUGGACCACCGGGUGAGAAGGGACCUCAGGGUCGCUCGGGUUUGCCUGGCCUGCCUGGUUCUGACGGACCCCCUGGUCACCCUGGGAAGGAAGGCCCCCCUGGGGAGAAAGGAGCGUUGGGUCAGCCUGGGCCCCAGGGCCCCAUCGGGUACCCCGGGACACGCGGAGUGAAGGGAGCUGACGGUGUCCGCGGGCUCAAGGGCAGCAAGGGAGAGAAGGGUGAAGACGGUUUUCCUGGCUUUAAAGGUGACAUGGGCCUGAAGGGUGACAGGGGCGAGGCCGGCAUCAUCGGUUCCCGCGGUGAGGACGGACCUGAGGGCCCCAAAGGACGAGCAGGCCCCACUGGAGAGUUGGGCCCCAUCGGCCAUGCGGGAGAGAAGGGAAAACUAGGCGUCCCCGGAUUGCCUGGAUUCCCAGGAAGACAGGGGCCCAAGGGUUCCAGUGGUUUCCCUGGAUUCCCAGGAGCCAACGGAGAGAAAGGAGCCCGGGGUGUGGCUGGCAAACCUGGUCCCAGCGGGCAAAGAGGUCCAACGGGUCCACGUGGUGCUCGAGGUGCCAGAGGCCCAACCGGAAAAUCAGGCCCAAAGGGCACCUCUGGCAACGACGGUCCUCCAGGUCCUCUCGGUGAAAGAGGACCUCAAGGACCCCAGGGCCCUGUGGGAUUCCCGGGGCCAAAAGGCCCCCCUGGCCCCCCCGGGAAGGACGGGCUGCCUGGUCACCCCGGGCAGCGUGGAGAGACGGGCUUCCAAGGAAAGACUGGCCCGCCCGGGCCAGGGGGCGUCGUUGGCCCGCAGGGACCCACCGGGGAGACGGGCCCCAUCGGAGAAAGAGGACACCCAGGGCCCCCUGGCCCCCCAGGCGAGCAGGGCCUUCCCGGGGCCGGAGGGAAAGAGGGAGCCAAGGGAGACCCUGGCCCUCCUGGGACUUCUGGAAAGGAUGGACCCCCUGGCCUCAGAGGAUUCCCCGGGGAGCGAGGCCUGCCUGGAGCACAGGGUCCACCUGGCUUGAAAGGAGGAGAGGGCCCCCAGGGGCCACCAGGGCCAGUCGGGUCUCCUGGAGAGAGAGGUGCUUCCGGUCCUGCAGGGCCCAUUGGACUUUCAGGGCGGACGGGACCCCAGGGACCCCCGGGGCCGGCUGGAGAGAAGGGAGCCCCAGGUGAGAAAGGUCCACAAGGACCAGCUGGCCGGGACGGGAUUCAGGGCCCAGUUGGACUCCCCGGCCCCCCAGGAGCUCAGGGCCCACCUGGGGAGGAUGGAGACAAGGGAGAAGUCGGAGAACCAGGGCAAAAGGGAAGCAAAGCAGACAAGGGUGAACAAGGUCCUCCUGGCCCAGCAGGUCUCCAGGGUCCUGUCGGUGCUCCUGGACCCGCUGGUGCCGAUGGAGAGCCUGGCCCCAGGGGCCAGCAGGGUAUGUUUGGACAGAAGGGAGAUGAGGGGCCCAGAGGUUUCCCGGGCCCCCCAGGGCCCAUCGGACUGCAGGGUCUUCCUGGACCUCCGGGUGAGAAGGGAGAGAACGGAGAUGUUGGACCAAUGGGGCCACCUGGACCGCCAGGCCCAAGAGGACCACAAGGACCCAGCGGAGCUGACGGCUCCCAAGGUCCCCCCGGAGGCGUGGGUGCGGUGGGAGCCGUGGGAGAGAAGGGUGAGCAAGGAGAAGCGGGUAACCCCGGACCCCCCGGAGAGGCCGGCACUUCGGGCCCCAAAGGUGAGCGAGGGGAAAAGGGAGAGGCUGGACCACCUGGUGCUGCUGGGCCAGCUGGCACCAAGGGUCCCCCUGGAGAUGACGGCCCCAAGGGCAACCCAGGUCCUGUGGGAUUUCCCGGAGACCCCGGCCCCCCUGGUGAGCCGGGCGUUGCUGGGAUCGAUGGUCUUCCUGGAGACAAGGGAGAGGAUGGUGAACCUGGUCAGCCUGGUUCUCCUGGUCCUUCUGGAGAAGCUGGACCACCUGGUCCACCGGGCAAGAGAGGGCCCCAGGGAGCUGCUGGUGCUGAGGGUCGACAGGGAGAGAAGGGUGCAAAGGGGGAACCUGGUGUAGAGGGUCCUCCAGGCAAAACUGGGCCUGUGGGCCCCCAGGGGCCCCCUGGAAAGCCUGGUCCCGAGGGCCUACGUGGCAUCCCAGGGCCUGUGGGCGAGCAGGGACUUCCUGGAUCCCCGGGCCAGGAUGGCCCCCCCGGACCCCUGGGGCCUCCCGGUCUGCCUGGUUUGAAGGGCGAUUCGGGCUCUAAAGGUGAAAAGGGUCACCCCGGUCUCAUAGGCCUGAUUGGUCCACCUGGAGAGCAGGGCGAGAAGGGAGACCGGGGGCAGCCGGGACCACAGGGCACCCCCGGUAACAAGGGCGACAUCGGUGUCACCGGAGCAUCCGGUCCAGUCGGACCCCUCGGCCCCCCCGGUUUGCCUGGUCCUCAAGGUCCCAAGGGUGCCAAAGGCUCCACGGGGCCCGUUGGACAGAAAGGGGAUGCUGGCCUGAUUGGGCCACCUGGUCCCCCUGGUCCUCCUGGUGAAGUCAUCCAGCCCCUGCCCAUCCAGUCCCCGAAGAAGACAAGACGGUCAUCGGACACUCAGGCAGACGAGGCCGAGAGCAUGAUGGACUACAGCGAGGGCAUGCAGGACAUCUUUACAUCACUGAACAACCUCAAGCAGGACAUCGAGCGCAUGAAGUACCCAAUGGGCACGCAGGGGAACCCAGCCAGAACCUGCAAGGACCUGCAGCUCUGCCACCCUGACUUCCCUGACGGGGAGUACUGGAUCGACCCAAAUCAGGGCUGUGCAGGGGAUUCUUUCAAAGUGUUCUGCAACUUCACGGCUGGUGGUGAGACCUGCAUCUACCCAGAUAAGAGAUCCUCAGGCGUCAGAAUAUCUUCGUGGCCAAAAGAAGUUCCAGGGUCCUGGUUCAGUGAAUUUAAACGUGGUAAAAUGCUGUCAUAUGAGGAUCUUGAGGGCAACCCAAUAAACAUGGUGCAGAUGACGUUCCUGAAGCUCUUGACGGCUUCAGCCAGGCAGAACUUCACCUACCACUGCCACCAGUCAGUGGCCUGGCACGACGCCACGUCGGACAGCUACGACAAAGCACUGAGGUUUCUGGGGUCAAAUGACGAGGAGAUGUCCUACGACAACAGUCCCUACAUCAGUGUGCUCACAGACGGCUGUGCGCCGAGGAGCGGCUAUGGGAAAACGGUCCUGGAGAUCAACACCCCCAAAAUCGACCAGGUGCCCAUCGUCGAUGUGAUGCUCAGUGACUUUGGGGAUCCAAGCCAGAAGUUUGGGUUCGAGGUUGGUCCAGUCUGCUUCCUCGGGUGAAGCCAGAGGGAGGGACAGACCAGCGGGCAGGCAACCCAGCCGCCGCCCACCACCAUGCCACAUGCAAGUUCUGAAUGGGAGCCGAGCAGCGAACAAGCCCUCGCUGUACGCGUUACCUAGGAAACAGCCGUCGCCCUUGUAGGGCCCCAGUCACAUGACUUAACCCUUGUACAGAUAAAUGUGAAGGACAUUUAAUUCUGUGGCGGAGAGCAGAGAGAAGGCGCAACACAGACCGCCCCCUGGUGGAUUCCCAUGGUGCUGCAAGAAAGCAGGAGCUGCAGAGGUGCUUUCAUAGAUCCAGGUGCUAAAUGGUGUGUUUCCAUACGUGUAAUUAUUAUUAUUUUGUACAAUAUGGUUACUUCUGAAUCCACUUUCAAAACUUGCAUGUGUUUCAAAACUGCAAUCGGGCCUUAAUUGUUGGUAUCAGAAAAAAUGAAAUAAACCCAUAUUGUCAGCAAACAUGGCGUACCUCUUUAAUGAAGCUGAUUAAUUAAACAAGGGCUCAGACAGCCCACGCUUUCCGAUUUCCAUCUCCGCCUCCAUUGUAUAUAUUCUCUGUGCAAAGCCGUUAGAUUGUCAGCCUAAUUGAACUGGGCGGCUUCCACCAGCACACAAAAAUAUCUUUCCACUGACUUUGCAUUAUUCUUUGUUUUAAGCAAUCACGGCAAUAAUAUUUAAUUUUAAUUGAUUUGUUUUUUGUAUUUCUGGUCAUAUACCUCAAAAUUUCUAGUUAAUUCUUAAGGAUGCCCUGUAUAUACAAUGGAUAAACGAUUAUAUGUGUUUUGGGUGGGGAAUUUCAAAGUCACUAAUAUUUUAGGCAUAUUUUGUUCAAAUUGCUUUGUGAAUGCAAUGGUACGGCCUUUUAGAUCAGCCUGUUUUGUAACUAAAAUGAGAAUGUUUUCUUGUGCUGUUUAUGGUUCAUUUCAAAUAUUAAAAUGGAUUCU
Brienomyrus brachyistius is the source of this 6616-nucleotide messenger RNA. It is a transcript of the gene col11a1a, whose product is annotated as collagen, type XI, alpha 1a. Bases 207 to 5672 code for a protein of 1821 amino acids. The record is from RefSeq and is a predicted model, not a curated record. NCBI's taxonomy places the organism in Eukaryota, Metazoa, Chordata, Actinopteri, Osteoglossiformes, Mormyridae. Gene Ontology annotation, molecular function: extracellular matrix structural constituent. The transcript has 67 exons.